Molecule: messenger RNA, 2519 nt
Organism: Pungitius pungitius (ninespine stickleback)
Lineage: Eukaryota; Metazoa; Chordata; Actinopteri; Perciformes; Gasterosteidae
Gene: asah2
Product: N-acylsphingosine amidohydrolase 2
Exons: 21
Coding region: 36-2228 (730 amino acids)
Biological process (GO): long-chain fatty acid biosynthetic process; ceramide catabolic process; sphingosine biosynthetic process
Cellular component (GO): extracellular region
Molecular function (GO): N-acylsphingosine amidohydrolase activity
Source: RefSeq, a predicted model, not a curated record
ACACACUUUGUGUUUUACACUGCAGCGCCGGCAGCAUGGCCUCUCUGUCUCUCUGUCGUCGAGUGUCUGCUUGCGAGGCGACGCUGGCGGUCCUAUUGGUCGUCGCGGCGCUGGUGAAUGUGACACUGAUCGCUCUGAUGGCGACCUGGAAGACACAUACAGAUCCUCCCAGUCCACAGGACAGCCGUUACCUCAUCGGAGUGGGCCGAGCUGACUGCACCGGGCCACCAGCUGAUAUCCCUUUGAUGGGUUAUGCGAACCCUGAGCAGACGGCCGCAGGCAUACACACUCGCCUGUACAGCCGAGCCUUCAUCAUCGAUGACGGGAGGCGGAGAGUCGUGUUCGUCACUGCGGACGUAGGAAUGAUAUCACAGAGGCUUCGUCUGGAGGUUCUGCGGGCACUGCAGGUGAAAUAUGGGGACCUCUACCGCCAGGAGAACCUGGUCCUGAGUGGGACUCACACUCACUGCGGCCCGGCCGGGUACUUCCAGUACACCCUGUUCAUGGUCACCAGUAAAGGCUUCAUGAAGGCGUCCAUCAAGCCGCUGGUCGACGGCAUCGUCAAGAGCAUAGACAUAGCCCACCGUAACAUGAAGCCAGGCAGGAUUUACAGGAGCAGAGGAGAGCUGGACCACAGCAGCCUGAACAGGAGCCCUCACUCGUAUCUGAACAACCCGAAGGACGAGAGAGACAGGUAUCAGUGGAACACAGAUAAACAGGUGGUGGUGCUGAAGUUCACGGAUCUGGACGGAGACGGGAUCGGUAUGCUCAGCUGGUUCGCCGUCCACGCCGUCAGCAUGAACUACACCAACCGCAUGGUGAGCAGCGACAACAUGGGCUACGCCUCCUACCUGAUGGAGCAGGACAAGAACCGGGGACAGCUACCUGGACAGGGCGGCUUCGUCGCUGGUUUCUCCUCCAGUAACCUCGGAGACGUCAGUCCCAACACCAGAGGACCUCGAUGCAUGAACACUGGACUGCCAUGUGACUACCUGAACAGCUCCUGUCCAGUAGGAGGGACUAAGAUGUGUAAGGCGUUUGGACCUGGAGAGGACAUGUUUGACAGCACGAGGAUCAUCGGACACGACAUCUACAGGAAGGCAAAGGAGCUGUACGCCGUGGCGGUGGAGGAGGUCGUCGGCUCCCUGCAGGCGGCCCAUCAGUGGGUGAACAUGACGGACGUCACCGUUCAGAUCAAUGACACACAUGCGGUCAGCACCUGUAAACCAGCUCUGGGUCACAGCUUUGCAGCAGGAACAACCGAUGGAGGAGGAGAUCUAAACUUCACUCAAGGCGCUGUGGAGGGUGACCCCUUCUGGGACAGGAUCAGAGACGCCCUACUCGGCGAGCCGUCCAAUCAGACGCAGGAGUGUCAUCAUCCUAAACCCAUCCUUUUUAGCACAGGGGAGAUGAACUGGCCUCUGCCGUGGCAUCCUCAAAUUGUGGACGUUCAGAUCAUCACCAUCGGCUCUGUUGCCGUGGUAGCGGUUCCUGGAGAGAUGACCACCAUGUCAGGGAGGAGGUUACGAGAAGCUGUCAAACAGGAGCUGGAGUCUGAGGGGGCAUUCAAGGACACCGAGGUGGUGCUAGCCGGCCUCAGUAACAUCUACACUCACUACAUCACCACCUAUGAAGAGUACCAGGUGCAGCGGUACGAAGGCGCGUCCACGAUCUACGGCCCGCACACGCUCAGUGCGUACCUGCAGAAGUACCGAGGCCUGGCACGAGCCAUCGCACAGGACAAAGUCUCGGAGCUUCCUCUCGGUCCUCCUCCUCCGUUCUUUGAGAAAAACCUCUUCAACCUGCUUCCUGCUCCACCUGUGGACAGAGCACCGGAGAACAGCAGCUUCGGGGAUGUCCUGCAGCAGGUCUACCCCAUCUACAGACAGGGCGAAGUUGUCUCUGUCACCUUCGUGGCAGGAAACCCCCGAAACUCUGGAGACAUCAGAGAUAAAACCUUUGUAACUGUGGAGAUUUAUGACAACAGAACUGACAGCUGGGAGAUUGUCCACACCGAUGCAUCAUGGGAGACCAGGUUCCACUGGCUGAAGGGAUCGAACCAGCAGAGCAACGCCACCAUCGAGUGGCACAUCCCCUUCGUGGCCCCCUGCGGCUCCUACCGGAUCAAACACCUGGGGCACUACAAGCACCGGGUGGGCUGGCAGACCCUCGCCUCGCCCUACGAGGGGACGUCAGACGUCUUCAGGGUCACCGGCAGCACCUACUAGCAGUGAGGUCACAGCGAGGUCACUGUGAGGUCACCACUCCGGAUCCCGAGGACAGGACAUAGAGAAACAACUUCAUUCUGCUUUGAAACCAGUGAAAUCUAAAUGUGUAUAUUUCAAACAUUAAAUAAAAAGAGACACGUGACAAUAGAAUGUUAAAAUGAUGAAAGUAUACGUCUUAUAAUGAAAUCCAGAAAAGAACCAAAAAACAAGAAGAUGGCGACGACGGCAUAACGUGGUCAAAUCUACAACCAUACACCUUUUAAUUAAAAUAAAACAAUACGUAAACGUUCA